UCAUGUUUGCGCGGACAUUGGCUGUAAUUUUUCUGUUCGCACCUACUGUUUUUAAUGAACUUUUAAAUGAUCCGGAGCUGUUGGCAGGAUUUUAUCAGGGGGACAUCAAAGCUUAUCCAUUUCGAUCUCGAAACGGAAUCGUCAAUCAAAUUUAUCACUGGCCUAAUCGCACUGUACAAUAUAUGAUUGAAACAAAUGAAUUUGACGACAGUCAUCAUCAGGAAAUUCUCAGAGCCAUUUCCAUCAUAGAGGCAAAUUCGUGUGUUAUUUUCCAGCCAGCUACUGAAACCGAUUUUCCUAGGCUCGUCAUUACGUCCAAAGGCAUUGGCUGCAAUUCCGCUUUCUUAGGCUACAGGAAUAAGACACAAUUGGUGAAUCUUCAGAUUUUCCCACUUGGCGUGGGCUGCUUUCGCAUCGGUUCCAUUAUCCAUGAACUUCUUCACGUCCUGGGCUUCGAGCAUCAGCAUGUGGCCCAUAAUCGAGACCAGUAUGUCAGCAUCCAGUGGGAAAAUAUAAAUCCGGUGUACAAUAUCAAUUUCUUUAACAACGAUAAUUCUACUGCGUGGCACGACUUUCACGAAGGCUACGAUUUUGAAAGUGUUAUGCACUAUGUACCUAAGGCCUUUUCCAAGAAUGGCCAACCCACAAUUGUGCCCCUUCAGGAUGGGCCUGCAAAUAUCGGUCAACGACUGUAUAUGAGCGAAAAGGAUAUUCGCAAGUUGAACAAAAUGUAUAGAUGCCCUGGUUAUGUUUAGGCAAAAUAUAUUUGAAUUAAACUUUAAA
Molecule: messenger RNA, 783 nt
Organism: Drosophila erecta
Lineage: Eukaryota; Metazoa; Arthropoda; Insecta; Diptera; Drosophilidae
Product: seminal metalloprotease 1
Exons: 2
Coding region: 3-755 (250 amino acids)
Biological process (GO): proteolysis
Molecular function (GO): zinc ion binding; metalloendopeptidase activity
Source: RefSeq, a predicted model, not a curated record